UUGGGUGCGGAGCUACGUUUAUGGAAGGAUGUGUUAGUGUUCGAAGAAUGGCAAAGCAAAUCGAGAAAAAUUGGUGCAGCAUUGAAGAAAUUUGGCAUCAACCGCGGUGACAAUGUCGCUAUACUGGCGCCUAAUUGUAAUGAGUUUCUAAUCGCUGCAUGGGGCGUCCUCUAUAUCGGGGCUACUGUAGUCUGCCUAAGCUACGAACUAAAAAGUGGGGAGGACAUUUUCAACAAAAUAAAGAGUGCUAAAUGCAGAGGCCUUUUCAUAUAUAAUGAUAACAGUCCUAUUGCAAACAGAGUUAUUGAACGUGUGGUAAAUCAGGAUAAUGAAUUAAACGAAAACACAAAACCAGUGAUAAUUUCCAUUGGGAAGCCCUUUGGUAAUUCCAACUUUUAUGAUGACAUUUUAUUAAUUCCUAAGCAGAUUGAAGUCGACGAUGUCAUCAGGAAUAUGUUACAACAGAAUUGUGAAGACGACGCCUUUAUCGUUCUAACUUCUGGUAGCUCCGGUUCUCCAAAAGCCGUUCCUAUAAGCCACCAAGCCAUGUUGAAUGCAUACUACUUCUCUUGUAGUCUGAGGGGAGGAAUAGAUGACAAAAGUGUGUUUUUCAACGAUCGCCCACUAUCCUGGCUAGGUGGUUUAAAUUUGGCAGUGUGUGUUGCCAGGAUUGGUGUAACGGGUAUAUCCAUUGACACAAGUACAACCGUAAGUGAGAAACAAACUGAGUUCCUACUUGAGUGCCUAAAAUCUGAGAAAUGCACCCAUCUAAUGGCCAUGCCCUACCUAAUGUAUGAUAUCAUCCAUAGUGAUUCCAAGACGAAAUAUAGCAUCGAAAGCCUAGAAACAAUAUUUGUCUGCGGUCAAAAAAUUCCAGAAAAUCUUGUUGAAGGAAUGAAACAUAUUUUUAAAGGUCUAACCGUUGUUAACGCAUAUGGUUCUAGUGAAAUUGGAGGUACCAUGGUGACUACAGCCAUAUCUGAACCACUGGUAGUUAAUGGCCGCGUUACAGUUGGAUUUCCCGUCCCUCACGCUGAAGUGAAAUUGAUUGAUGAAAAUGGUUACAUUGUUCCCAUUAAUCAACCUGGAGAGGUAUGUCUGAGGGGGCAUAACUGGGUCAGCAAGGCUUUUCAAGAUGAACAUGGCUGGUUCCACACAGGUGAUAUUGGGGAGAUGGAUUCAGCUGGAAGACUGUACAUAUUUGGACGUUGCAAAGACAUGAUUAAACGUGGAACGCUUUCAAUAGUUUCAGGUCCACUUGAACAGACCCUUGCUACGAAUGAGAGCAUUGAAGGUGUGUACGUGGUAGGUGUACCAGAUGAAAGACUCUAUGAGGAGAUAUGUGCUUGCAUUGAAGUGAAACCCGAUGCCAACCUUACUGCUGAAGAUAUGAGAAACUGGUGUGAUGAGGUGUUCACUGAAGAGGGAACAGCAGAUGGCAAAAGCAUGGCGCCAAAAUACUUUGUCUUUGUUGACAGCUUUCCUCUCCGACCAAAUGGCAAACUUGAUAGGAUUCAGUUGAGAGCUACAGCAAUGAAACAACUUUGCCUGUCAUAACUACUAAGGUACGAGAAGAGUUGACUGACAGAAUUGACUCUUUGAUCAGAUGGCAAUGUUUAUGGAGAACAAUGAAAAGCGACAGCAAUGAAUCAACUUCAUGCCACAUGCCACAAAGAAGUACGGAAGUGCAAUUCGAUGUACUUUUAUCAGAAGACAUAUAAUGUUUUCUUAAAAACCACUUAAAUAAUGUACAGUUGUGACAAAGAAGAGUGCAUUCUUUUCUACUUUUAAAGGAUGGGAAUUUGGCAAGCUAUUCAAAACGAGUGUGGCACAAUAUAAAUGUACUUGUACUCUUCUUUUGUUACUGUACAUUCUUUAAAAUAAAAUUCACAAUUUAUA
Molecule: messenger RNA, 1899 nt
Organism: Owenia fusiformis
Lineage: Eukaryota; Metazoa; Annelida; Polychaeta; Sabellida; Oweniidae
Source: the annotation of a GenBank genome assembly